Messenger RNA from Spirodela intermedia, 10241 nucleotides. NCBI's taxonomy places the organism in Eukaryota, Viridiplantae, Streptophyta, Magnoliopsida, Alismatales, Araceae. The record is from the annotation of a GenBank genome assembly.
AUGUUGGACGACGGGCGGUCGCAGAAUCCGGGCAAUGCUGUCGCCCCGUCUUUCACUGCGUCGUCAGAGAACCUGGAAGGUAGUCUCGACGCUUGGUCUUCCAGAUCCCGUUUCUCGUGGGCCCUCCCUAUCUCCUCUUUAUCUGUUCCUUCUUUCAUCGGUGGAUUAGUCCGUGCAGUUGAAUACCACGUCACUCUAAUUCGUGUGCUUACGUUUGAUGCACUAUUAUUUUGUUGCUCGCUGAUCGCUGCAUGGAAUCUUGUGUUGCCUGUUGUUCGUGGGGAAAGUGGUUCCCCUUUAGUUUCGCUUUACGUGUCCUUGCGUGAUGUAUACGUGAAGUAUAUCAGUGAAUUUACAGAGUAUGAUCGUCGCUCCUUUUGUUGUUCGUGGGGAAAGUGGUUCGCGUUGACGAACUAAAAAGAGUAUGAUCGUCACCCCUUUUGCAGAGUCAAUGUGGCGGUUGAAUAUUAAGGAUAAUCCGGGAGAACAGGAUACCAACGUCAAUCCUUACCCUGAUCGCCCAGAUGAACCUAAUUGCAGUUACUACAUGAGAACGGGGCAGUGUGGCUAUGGAAAUAACUGUCGCUUCAAUCAUCCUGCUCCUGUUGGCAAGGUGAUGACAUUCUGAAACUGGUUGAUCGUCAUCUAUCUUUUUUAUUAUGUUUGCAAAUUCACAGUCCAUCAUCAGAUCGCACUUGGCUGACAUCUGUGGCACUGCAGUCGGCUGUUUGGUUCAAUUGAAUCCAUUUGAUUUUUCAUCUGAGGCGUGGCUGCAAAGUAGCAUCAUAGAAAUAUCAUGCCUUUUUUUUUCUCGAGAAGUUUGUGCUAACAUGCUCUGGCUCUACAGGGGACACAUUACAGAGGGAGACUCCCAGAGAGAGAAGGGCAGCCUGAUUGCCAGGUAUGUGCUAACCAUCUUUCGUUCUUCAUCUGGAUAAUUAUCAAUUUUGAUACCAUUUUCUCCAGAAGAGCCCCCAGGAGCUUCAUGAUGAGUAUUCUUACAGACAAUUGUGUUUAGAGUCCGUUAAUAAAAGAAAUAGAUAUAUUUAUGUAUAUUAACACAAGAAAUCACCAUUGGUGAAUCCACGCAGACAUGGGACGUCGGAUCCAAAAGAAUAGUGUGCAUUCAUUUUCUCUAAAAUUAAUUUUUCAGCAUUAGAAACAGAUAUUUUUCUCUGAUUGAAUAAAUAAUGAUUCCAGUUAAUGAUGUAUAGUCUUUAUCAUACCAUCUUUCCUAUCAAUUUACUUGAAAUUUUGUUAGUUACAUCUUCAUACUGCCAAACGAAAUAGUGCUUGUAUCCUGUAUUUAGAGGUCUUCCCAAACGAAAAGUACACAUUCUUGCCAGUUGAAUUAAUAGACGAUUAUUAAUAGACGCUUGAGAUUGUUCCUCUACCAAUGUAUCUCGACUUGUUCCUUGUUGUAUCUUAAUCCUAUCAAUCAGCAUUCGAGUACUUUCCCUGCACGUGUUGGGGAUGCUCAGGUUGAUCGGUACUCUAGCUGUUCCUUUUCAUAAGUUGAGGGGAGGGUUGAAGGCAUCAUUUGGCCAAUCUGGAAUCAUCAUUCUGCUAUCUGCGUCAUCACCAUGGAACUGUAAGCAUGCGGGAGUUUUAGGUGACAGGUGUUGCCAUCUCUAUUCCUCACUAGUUGCUUGGGUUAUAGAUAAGAUAGUCAGUUUCGCAGGUCAACAAUAGAAAAAACCACAACAUCUAUGGCACCAGACACAGGCAUCCUAUAUCCCCUGUCAGACUUAAUUGGUCACUUGCACGUUCACCAGGGGACGACAAGCCUUUCUUAGAUAUGUGAUGGUGCCGCUAGAAAUAAAUAGGUAAAUUAAGAGUCUGAUGUCUCAUUGGCAAUUAUUAUGGGAAUUUAUUUUUUUCUCUAGGUUUCAUGGAUUUAAUAUUUUAAAAGUGUGGCACAGAGGGAAUGAUUUUUUUCUAGAAAAAUCCCUGCGAGGAGGGGCCCAAGCUCUAUUGUUGCCCUAUUUCGUAGAAUGGUAACCGAAUGCUUAUUGCCAUUUCCAUUGUAUCACCUUCCAUUCUUUCUUGGGAUGUGAGAUCUGAGGUUUGUUGGGCAGGUUUGUUUACUUCUGGCUUCCAUCUCGUACAUGCUAUUAGAAUGAAUAUAUAUCUGCACUCUUUAUAAAUUCACAUCUGUAUUAAAAGUAAUUGAAAACGUUCCCAAACAACUCAAUCUGAUGCGAAGUUGUGAAAUACGAAUCAUAAAAUCAAUGUUCUUCUCGUGGAGGAAAUGUAGGACUACAACCCGUUGUAUAAUGGAAAUGAGAGGAGAAUACCCAAGAAAUGAGAAAUAAGAUGCCCCAAAGUAGAAUUUCCCAGAAUCUUUGAUGGAAUUCAAUAAUAAAUAGAGAACAUAUGAGCUCAAGAUUAGUAUUAUCUUCAUAAAACUUACUCAAAUAAGCUUUAUAAAUUUCGGAAGUAAUGUUAAAAAGGCAUGCACAGAUGAAGACAUAUAGAUAAACUCAAAUUGAUGGGCAAGAACACUACUGCACCCAAAGCAAACAAUGCAAUUUCUGGCCAUCUACUGCUGCCAUUCUUCCUUAAACAGAAGCCCAUGGAGGAACAGUCAUCUAUUUCCUUGCAAAGUGUCUCAGCAACUAACUGUGUCAUCUUCUAUGGAAUUGUGCAAUUAUUUCGUACCACUUUUGAACUGUUUUUAAUUUUCUUUGGGAACCUGUGUUAGUUUUUGUGACUGGAAAAUUUCUCUGCUUAUUUUGUACACUAUUAGCAUGAUUCUUACGUUACAAAGAAAUUUCCUUAUUCGACUUUCUUUGAAUGGACAAUUCUCAGCACGAACUGUCACAGCGGUCAAUGCCUUUCUGACCAUUAAAGAUAGAGAAGAUGAGGAAAGGAAAUUGGAUCCAAUUUCUGCAGUCCUGCCCGAGAAUUUGAAGUUUUCACUUGAAUAGGCAUAGUUGUCAGCGAACAUAAUAUGAAUCUACAAACAUACCCGAAGGAUCAGAACCAAGUUAAAACAUUCUAAGAUUAACUAAUCCCAUCUUUUAUGCACCCUCCCAUGAUUGAAUUCAACAGAAGCUUUGGAUAAAAAGGUUUAAAGUGUUCUUCACCUGUGAGGAAGCAACACUGAUUGUGGGUGCCUAUAGGCAAUGGUGGUAGGUUUCCUGUUCCAUAAUUUUCUAUUCUUCUCACCUUUUGAUAAUUUCCUCCCCCAGUAUCAUCAUCCUCUGGCAGCUGAAUUGUCCUUUUCUUUUUGUCAAUCUUACAAUAUAUAGGAGAAUGUGGAUUUUUCCCUUGAAAUAGAAGCGGCUAUUGCUGACAUUGUAAACAAUAGAAUGACUCCUACGAUUUAUGCUACAUCCGUCGACAUUAGCCAGUCCACCAUUGCAUCCACUAUCUGUGAUCCCCCUAAAGUUGUUGUUCAUCUUUGAUCAUUCAUGUCACUUGACAGCCUCUUGCAUCUGUCUUUCUUUUCUCUUUCUGGCAUGUCAGUAAUUUUUUAUGGCUAUUGGUACAAAUUUUUGCCUCAUCCUGGAGCACGCUCUAUUCCACUGCUAGGCAGUAAAAUUUUGGGGCAAAGGAGGGGAUAUAUUUUUGCAUCUGGGUCAUCUCAUAUCCUGGGCCAGAAGCAUACGAAGUUGGGAGGAACAAGCCCACUGGUUUACUGUAGUGUAGUAACGCUAUCUUGACAUCUGAAUAAUUUUGGUUUUUUUUUUUGGAACUAGUGAUCUUUUGUCCUUCUGAAGGACUGGACAUAAUAUUUUUUAUUGGACCUAUGAAUGGUCUCUUUGCGUUUAUUUAAAUUUGAACCUUCCAGACUAAUUUAAGCCUUCCAUCCAAAACAAGACCCAUCCUUGUGAUAUAAUGAAAAGACCAAAAGAAAUGCUAUUUCACAAGGUCUUGAUAGAAAUUUGAGUCCCAAUCUAGAUCUUUAAGAAUGCAUGGGAUCAGGUUCCUUUAUGGGAUGAACCCCAUUUAUAAAAUCUAGCUCUGGAAAGAGAAGGUGAGAAAGAUUGUUCGAGGAAUGAGGUUUUUUGAGGAUUAUGAUGGUGAGGAGAAGCAGAUGAUGACUGUUGGUUCUAGACGAUUAUGCAUUGUGCAGCUCUAUGUGCCCUCAUCAAAUACUGUUGACUUUUGGUGCUAUCAAGAAGCAGUGUAGCUGUCCUUUUAAUAUUCCAACUCAAGUUGAGCUGCAAACGUUUCUUUUCAGUUUUUUGGUGUUCACCUCAGCUUGAUGAGGAUGCAAUCCCCCCUUAAAUGAUGGUGAAAAUUUCUUAACAACUUUACUAUUCAUUUGAUUGAAAAAUCAAAAUCAAAAUAUGUAAGAGGCACUAUCUCUUAUCUCCUUUCAGUUAUUUGACUGUGUUAUGAGAGAAAUGCAUUUAAAUGAUAUUCUUUUUGACACGUGUGAAACUUGUGUUUAGAAAACACUAUGACUAACCAAAAGGCUUGAAUUAUUCUAUGUCCUUAGCCUUGAAUUUUCUCUGCAUAAACGGUCAUUAUGAAUUCACAUAAUUAUUAUCCAUGACAGACAGGUCUAAAUGGCAGAUUGUCGUACUUUAUAUAAAUGUUUUCCGAAAGAGAGGAAUCAGAAUGAUAAACGAUAUUCGAAUUUUUUUAUACCAAGUUUUCAAUUGUUCUAAACUUUAUAUUGAAUGAUGCUGACCUUACUUAACUGUGAUAUUCCUUUUUGAGAUAAUAAAACAAUAAUUUUCUAGGUAUUUUUAAAUUUUAGGUUUUAAUCAUGUAUUUUCUUCCUUAUAUGUACUCUCUGUGGUCGAAUUCUGUGGCACUUUCUUCUUCCUACCUGUUCAUCAUAAUGAAAUAAAGAUUGAUGUUGUAUUAUUUAGUUCAACCUUAUUGGAUAUCUCCAGACUAUGCAUGACCUUGACUGAACAACAGCCCACAGAAGACUGCAGUUCUCUUCAUGUCUUUCUCAUGAUUUCCAACAGACAACACAUACCUUCAUUUUCACUACUUAUUACUGCCUACCAUUGCUCUCUUCAUGUUUUAUUGCAUACGUACUUAGGGAUGAUUUUUUUCAUUUGUUUGGAAGAAUUAGGAAUGAUCAAAAGUCCUCUGUUAAAAGCAAUAAUGAUCCAACCGAAGACAGAACUGAGAUGCCUUGUAUCCCGUGGUGUAUGACAUUAUGCUUUUUAGAUACAUACAUCACAUAACAACCGCCUGACAUAUUUAUAGAAUCUUUUGUCCUCACUGGUCGUUUGCUUGGAUUGUUGUAUUAGAACUGCGAGCUAAUCAGAACCGCUUAGAGAUUAGUCAGAUAUUUGCGAUUGAGACAAGAAAAAUAUAUUCCAAAUACUUCGAAAAAUUAAAUUAAUUGAACAAUGAUCCAACAUUGGAGCUUAUUGGUUGAACACCUCGUUGGCUGCUAUAUGUAAUGGGACCUAACCGUUUGGAAUGUUUAGAAUUUUUUCAUGGGCCAUUGCUUGCUUAGGUGCCUUUGAAAAUAAAUCCACUUAUGUGUACUUGGUUCUUCAUGGAGAAAUACUGGACAAGGACAUCUGCAAGUUGCCAAGUGUUUUAUUCACUUUGUUAGGAGUAUAUAAACCCCAUGUUUCAUUUUAAUGUCAUACAAAGACCAAAAUUGAUUUCCGUUUUGACCAUUUCUCAAGAAAUGAUGCUGGAUCCUAUUGAGAGCUGGGAAAGCUGUUUAGUAUUCACGGGUUAUUCUUAUUCAGUAGAAAAGCUUAACCUGAUUCCCCUUGCAUUAUUGUGUAGCAUAAUAUCUCAUUGAUGUCCACUUGUUAGCCCUUAUUUGUAGAAGCAACUUACUCGAUUAUAAGUUGAUUACUUGAUCUCUCAAAUACCAUGGGAUUAGCUCAUGUGCUGCAGUAGGGUUCUCACCUUCAGAAACAUUCAAUAGAAUCUGAUUGGGCUAGGGGGCGAGUAGCACUGGGGUUGAAUGCAACUGUUUUGGCUUUAUAUCACCAGAAAGAUAGGAAAAUGUGAAAGGACAACAGCAUCCGUUAUUAUAGUUGAGAUAAGAGGUAUUUUCUUGAAAAAAUCAUUAUAAAAUAAUAUAGAUCGAAGAAAAAUGAUAGGAGGGUCGUAUCACGCAGCCACUUCAUGUCUGUUACUUAUUUAAUGAACCAGUCAGGAAUCAUAAAUAUUGUAACAUUGAUUCUCCAUAGUCUAGCAUUUUUGUGUUGGUCCUUCACUUAAAAUUCGACAUAAGCACGAAUUCUUAUUUAUACCAUGAAGGGGCGUAUGUUUUCCUAUAAAAUAUAGAAUAACCCUGCCAGAUUUUGGAUUUUACUUUCUAAAGCAGUUCAGGAAAAAGAUAGUAAAAGUUAUUUUAGAUCCAUAAAUUGUAAAAAUAAUUUUUGAAAAGAAUAGCCUCUUGAGGAAAAAGAUACACAUUCUAAUCGCCUUUCUUUGCAAUUUUCGUCCAUUCUAUAAAUGAGAAAAACAUAUUCAAGUAUUUAUUUCUAUUUAUGUUAUUUUAUUUUUAUGUUUUAUCUUGCAGUUUUUUCUCAAAACCGGAACUUGCAAAUACGGUAUCACAUGUAAAUAUCAUCAUCCACGUGACCGGCUCGUGGCAUUACAUGUGCCAUUGAACAUGCUGGGUCUACCUAUGCGUCAGGUAUGCAUUUUUUUUUUGGGUCAAGUGUCCACACCUAUUUUACUGUCUCCCUAUUUGUGUUGUGCUGAAUCAUUGAGCUGUGGUUGUAUUCAUAAAAAUUAUAGAUUCUAUUUGCCUAUGAUCCCUUUUACAAUUUUUACUCUUUUGUUGUUUCAGGAAGAAAAGUCAUGUCCUUAUUACAUGAGAAAUGGGUCCUGCAAAUUUGGAUUUGCUUGCAAGUUCCAUCACCCUGAACCUACUAUGGGAGCAGUCUUUCAUGAUGCAGCACCCUCAGUCUAUGAGUCGUCAGGAUCAGCUAUGGCAUCUCAAUCUGUAUCACCAUUUGUGGGAAGAAUUUCAUCAUGGACCCAAUUACCACAAUCUCCCUAUGUGACAACUCCAAAUUUGCAUGGCCUUCCAGCUUUUCUCCCUGUGAUUAUUUCGCCAUCUCAUAAUGUUGUGCCAACCCAACCAGCUUGGAACACCUAUGCGGUAGUGGCUAACCUUUGAACUUACAAGAAUCCAUGUUUGUGUUAUGUUCUUCUGGGUUUGUAUCAUUUACUUUUCACGUCUUGAUCGUGGUCCUUAUGGUGUCUUUACCACAUUCAUGGUGUUUCGAUAUUUUAUUGUGCAUUAGGGAUAUGUUUGCCAUCCAAAAUCCUGCAUGAUCUUGAAUCAUAUUAUGCAUAUUAUGGCAUGAAACUUUUUCUAUAUGCCCUCCUCUAUUGUGAUUGACGUACAAAAAUGCUUCCCUAAGGGUAAAGUAUGUCUAGAUCUUGUGAACUAACAACAUUUCUAACGCACUCAUUUUCCUUUUGCAUCACGAUCAAAUACCAAUCAUCGUAGAGCAUUUGAAGAUGUAGUGAUUAUUAACAAUCAAUGAUUUAUUCUACUGUCAAGAACAAAAAAUUUGUACGGUUAUAAAAAAGAAUUUUUGUUAACUAUUUUUUUUGACGUCUAGGAAAUCUAGGGAAUUUUCAAUUUAUACGAAAUACUAUGGUUACAAUAAUUGGAGUCUAAACGAAGUUCCAUUGUGAAAUAGCAAAGAAAAUCUGCGAUUACUGACUGCCCUUGAUCUCGAAUAAUUUCAAUCUUGAUCUUUACCAGGUGUUCUGAAUUCUUGAUAUGUAUGGCUUUUUGCCAGGUAUCAGACCUAGUUUUCUUUAUUAUGUAGAAUAGUGUUAUCAGACAGCAAUCAUUUUUAGAAGGUUUCUUGACAUGGGUUUAUACUAAAAGCCAGAUGGAUCCUACAGUUGGAGGCGCAUUUACAGUUUGGCGAAAUCUCACGGAAGUUGUUGUUGAAUCAUUAAGAAAAAGUAAGGACUAAUUGUAGAGAACGGCAAUAGAUAGUGAUCAAUCAUCCCCAAACGAAACAGUUAUUCAACUUUACUGUCUUAGUGAUAAGGCAAGGCCUUUGUUGGAGACAAGUUGCAACCUUCAAUUUUGAGGAUUGUUAGAAUGGAAAAUUUUCGCCUAAGUUUGUGUAUGGUCAGAGAAAGGAAAUAAAACACCUUGGAGAUAGAAAUGAAGGUAGCAUUAUCAUGACAAAUCCUUCUGCAUUUUUUUCCUUGCAGCUGCACAGUUCGGUGGCACUGGCUAGAUUGAUAGACAUUCGUCCUCAUUUAAGACAGAAUAUUUGUAUAGAAAAUAAUCUGCAAAUGACUAUUGAAGUAUUAUCGACUUUUAAAUGCAAAAACUGCCGGAAAUGAGUUGCUGAUUGAGUCCCAUCCACACAGGAAAACUGAUCGUUGGGAUGAUUGUGGGAUUAUGUAGCCGAUAGAAAGGCAGAAACAGAUUGUUGUUGCGGUAUAACUUUGGGCGAGUGAGUAGUCCUUCUAGAGUGAAUAGAGGUUGUGGGCGCUAUUACUGGGUCUUCUUCUUUACAUGGUGCGCUUAUUUACUUCUACCAGUGUAUUCCCAAAAUAAUAAGCAUAAUCUCUGAUCACAAGCAAUAAAUUUUGAAGGAAACAAGCCCUCGUUGUAUUUUUGAAAGGUUCUUUUUUGUACAAUGUUAUGAGUUAAUUGGGAGUAAAGAGCCAGAGUUCUAUGAAAAAAUAAGCCAAUAAAGCUUAUGUGGAGGAUUGGAAACAGCCCAAUUUGGCAAUCCUAUUGGGAUUUCCACUGCCUUUUGAUCAUCAUACUUAAAACUAUAUUAUUUUUGUUUAAAAUCCUUUUUUUCGAUGAAGUCAUUCCAUUUUGCCAGAGGUUAUUUCUUAGAGGCUUGGAGACUUUUCGCCUCUUUUUUUUUUAACCAUGAAUUCAAAAUAAAAAAGGAACUGGAGCUGUCGACGAUAUUCCAACCCAUGACAGAGGCAUAUUCUGUUGCCUAUGUCAUUUUGUUUUUAAGCAAAUGCGUGACUUCUGAAUUUCUGCUCUUUUAGCAGGUGCUGCUUCAAAAGUUUUUACUCCUGUUCUGGCUGUAUUUACAUUAUCAGUGGUAUCUCAUUUUUUCUGUUGAACUCAAUACUAGUUCACAACCGCUUUGGAUUCAUGAUAUGAAUUAUAAGAUGCGUGGCUGUUGACGGAUAAAUUUUAGACCUCUCCAUUGCUUUUGUAAUUUGUCUCACUUUUCGAUGGCCAACUGAAAAUUUCUCAUUUCGAAGCUCACCUCUAUUAUGCUGCACAAAAUUGCAAUAUUUUCACAAAUAAUGCAUGAGUUUAAUAAAGUUUCUGGCCAUUGAUUUUAUCAUCAUCGAUUUGACAUAUGAUCGCCUACCUGGUUCUAAAAUUACUUGAGAUUCGCAGUUCAUGCUCCUUGGCUAUGCCGUUACUUGAUUGGAUUUGUGUUUCUGACUGUAUGGCUUACCUUAAAGACUGAAUCCUAAUAUCAACUAAAAAGGGACUAAAUUCAUAUCUAUCGUACAUUGCUUGAGUUAAAGAUUGGUUUAAGUUUGGAACAAAAGGUUCCCUCCUGUUCUUGUGUUUGUGGAAGCACACCAUGACCUGUGUUAUUUGCCUGAAUCAGGGUGCUGUGAACCCCGGUGAUGUGCCUGGACAAGAUCACCUCCCAAACUCCAACCCCCAAAUGCAGUUAAGUUCAAUCCCGCAAGCUGUUCUCCCAGAGAGACCUGACCAGCCCGAGUGUCAAUACUUCCUGAAAACUGGGAGAUGCAAAUAUGGACCAGCUUGCAAGUACCAUCAUCCGAGAGAGAAGAUUCCUUCAUCGAAUCCAGGCCCCAUCGGCCCACACAUGCUUCCCUUAAGACCAGUAAAUCUGACAUAUUUGGAUUGCUUUUCUGAUUAAAACUCUUCAAGCUGCCCCGAAUUACUCAUCUGGGUUCUUCUUGCUUGUCAUUUUUGUGGUUUUGUUAUGAAGGGUCAGGCCGUGUGCACGUUUUACAGGACAUAUGGAAGCUGCAAAUAUGGCUCAGCAUGCAAAUUUGACCAUCCAUAUGCAUGGCCCGGAUACUAUGGUUACACUGCGUACCACCCUCCUUUCUCAACGUGGAGCCCAUCAUCCCUCAUCCCAUUUGAGAGAAGCUCACCGAUGAACAGGACAUCAUCCGGCACCACAGCUCCAGAGGCUUUCAAGGUGGCUGAUGGGUUCCCAAAUCCGGGGAUGACGAGCAAUGAGCAGACGGGGGCUGAUCUAGACUCACUAGAGGAUCAACCCGCUCAAGCUAUUUCUCCGUCGCAGACUGCCCCUUCAUCAGGAUCCACACAGGAUCAUUCUGACUGA